UCAGAGAACCCAGCGCCGAUCUACUGUUUUCCCCAUCACCAUGGAGGCUUCUCUUGCUGCCUGCAUCCUCGCUGCUCUCCUGGCUACGGGGGCCUGUCUGCAGUGUGAGGUUUGCGACGGAUCAGGACCCAGCUGCACGGGCGACCUACAGACCUGCCUUGAUGGGCAAGACUCUUGUGGCAUCGCUCUGACAGAAAUGACAUGGGCGAGAAUGAAGACCCAAACUAUUCUCAAGGGCUGUGUGACAUCCAGCCAAUGUAGAUCCGGCCCCAUCUCUGUGAAUUUCGGGAAUGGAGUGGAAAUACGUACAAACUUCACCUGCUGCGUGAGAGAGACCUGCAGAACAACCACAGGUCACCCCUCCUGGACAGGCUCUGCGGCCUCCGGCACAAUGGACGCACCUCCGGGACCCGGGGCACCCAACGUGACGGACGCGACACCGGAACCCAGGGCCUCCAACGCGACGGACGCAACACCGGGAUCUGGGGCCUCCAAAGCGACGGACACACCUCCGGGACCCGGGACCCUCAACGCGACGGACACACCUCUGGGACCUGGGGCCUCCAACACUUUGGACACGACACCUGGACCUGGAGCCUUUAAUGUGACGGAUGCCCCUCCGGGACCUGGGGUCUCCAAUGCGACGGACGCACCUCUGGGACCUGGGGCCUCCAACGCUACGGACGCAUCUCUGGGACCCGGAGCCUCCAACGUGACAGACGCGCCGCUGGGACCCGGAGCCUCCAACGCGACGGACGAAUCACUGGGACCUGGAGCCUCCAACGCUACGGAAGCAUCUCUGGGACCCGGAACAUCCAACGCGACAGACACGUCUCCGGGACCCGGGGCCGCCAAUGCAACGGACGUGUCUCUGGGACCCGGGGCCUCCAACGCGACAGACGCGUCUCCGGGACCUGGAGCCUCCAACGCUCCGAGUGUGGCUCCAGCAGCCACAACCUCCCGUGCGGCGGGCGUGACUUCAAUGACCACAACCUCCAGCGCGGUGGGUGUGGCUACAGGACCAGCCGGGUUUCUUCUUGCAGCCUUUGCUGGUCUCCUCCUGCUGAUGCUUCUCUCCUAAUUCUCCACUGGGUGCAAUGGCCACUCUGCACUGAAAUCCACCCCUGCAGCCUGCGUCAGCCCCUCUCCCCUCCAGGGGUUCUCGGUUCCCGCAUGUACUCACGUUUCCUUGAUAUUGUUGCACUGAAUAAAACACACUGGAGACCAAACGCUCUGGGAUUUUAUUUAUUCAUUUCAAUGGAGGGAAAAUGGGAUUCUCGUUGGUGGGACUAUCAAGAAGACCGGUAAGAACAUAAGAGUGGCCACAGCUAGUCCGGUGCCAUGUCCCUGACACUGGCACAACCAGAACUUCCAGGGCAGUGCACAGACAUGGUAAUUUAGGACAGACCCAAGCCUGUCUUCCCCUCCCGGCUUCUGGCAGUCACAGGUUUAGGGACACCCUGAGCAGGGAGCGGUGUCCCUGACGAUCUUGGCUAAUUGCCGUAAUUGAUGGCCCUAUCCUCCAGGAACAGAUCUAGUUCUGUUUUCAACCCUGCUGUACUUUAGACCAUCCCCACAUCCCCUGGCAGUGAGUUCCACAGGUUAAUUGUACACUGUGGGAAAAAGUACAGUCUCUUGUAUGAGACCUGCUGCCUGUUCGUUUCAUUGGGUGACCUUGGUUCUGGGGCUGUGGGACAGGGGAAACAGCAGUUCUCAAGUCACUUUCCCCACCCCAUGGCACAAUUUUCAAGCUCUCUGUCACAUCCCCCUGCGUCAUCUCUUUGCCAAGCUGAACGGUCCUAAUCUUUCCUCAUAUGGGCCAAAAAAUUGUUCCAUUUUCAGCUGGAAACAUUACAUUUUUCAUCUUGUUUUUGGCAGAAAAUUGUUUGGGUUUUGAUCAUUUGGCCUCAAAACAUUGGGUUUCAGCUGAAAAUCAUUCACAUUUAGGCCAAUCGUUGGUCACUUUGUAGCAGUUUGUAGCCAAAACGUAUCCAGUUUUUAGCGUUUUUCAACCAACAUUAUUUUGUAUUAUCAGCUGGACAAUUUUCAUUUUCCAGCUGAAUUUUUUUCUUACCUGCAAUUUUCCGCCAACCGU
Chelonoidis abingdonii (Abingdon island giant tortoise) is the source of this 2095-nucleotide messenger RNA. The record is from RefSeq and is a predicted model, not a curated record. NCBI's taxonomy places the organism in Eukaryota, Metazoa, Chordata, Testudines, Testudinidae.